Symbiodinium necroappetens is the source of this 2070-nucleotide messenger RNA. Lineage: Eukaryota; Dinophyceae; Suessiales; Symbiodiniaceae. The record is from the annotation of a GenBank genome assembly.
AUGCUUCCGGUAAUAGAGGAGCAGACGCAAACACAGGCCAGGCGCAGAAUUCGUUUUCUUUCCUGGAACGUGGGAGGGCUUUCAGAUGUUCUCUUCACUGAAUUACAGCAGUGGUUGCAGAAGACACAGAACAAGGACAUCAAUAUUAUCAUCUUGCAAGAGACACACUGGGAUUUUAGUGGUGAUUGGUCAACCCAGGAGUGGCAUUUUUGCCACACGACAUCACAGCGCAAGGGCAGUGGAGGAAUUUUAAUCGGGAUACGAAAGGUGCUUGCCAAUGCACAGCAGAUCCGAUGGCAUGAAGCGGAGCCGGGCAGAAUUCUGCAGGUCAGAUGCUUUCUUGACAAACAACAGGUUGAUAUCGUGGGGGUAUAUCAGUUUGCUUUUCUGCAAAAAGCUGGUAUGUCUGAGACCAUACUGGAUCAGAGGAGACGGCUUUUGGCCAAACUUGAUAAGUUAUUGGCAUCGUUGCCGGUCCGAUCACAAUUGAUCCUAAGAGGGGACUUCAAUGUCACCCUGACCCCGAUGAGCAGAAUUGCCGGAUACGGAUUGCUGCAGAGGGAGUUGUCGGAAAAAGAGAAGGCGGACCAGGAUCUGUUAAUACGACUGCUCCAACGGCACAAGAUGUCGGCGCUCAACACGUGGUCCAAGAAGGGCACCGCUGCCACAUACUUACAUGCCAAGGGCAGUAGUCAGAUCGACUAUGUGUGUGCCAGGCAAGCUGUAUCUGACGGGGACGCCAAGAAAGCGAAACCUGUGGUGACGGCGAUGGCAGGCUGGAGAACCACGGGGCAUCUCCCCCUGGUGGGUUCAAUCCCACAUCGAUGGACGCCAUGGGCCAAGCAGCAUCGAGAAGGAAGGGCGGAGCCAAAGGCAGGGCCAGAUCUCACGCAGCUGGGCUCAUGGACGACAGAGAACCAGCCAUGUGGAGUCAGGGAGCUUCGCGAGGCAGUGUCGCGCGCGGGUGGAGAAGCGCCAGAACGGCUUGUUCGGCCGGAGCUUGCGCCGGUGACUGAUGAGAUCAAGGGGUGCUGGAAACUACGAAGAAGGCUGCAGAAUGUGCAAACGUUGCUUGGUGCUGGUAUGGUCUUUGUUUUUAGGCACGAUAUGCGUGGUCUGUUUGGAGUGAUCAACUUGCUUUGCCCUAGAAAGGGAGUGCAGCGUAUCAGACUUCGGGAUGAUGAGGGGAAUCUGAUGAACGGCCUGGAGGAAUGUAAAGUCCUCGCUGCUUAUGCCCGGGAGCUUUUCAUGGCUUCAAAUAGCCCCAGGCUUCCGCUGCUACGCAUCCCAGCGGAGAUACUUGACAUUCGAAGAUGGCACCAGGCAGCCUCGAAGCUCAAGGCGGAGAAGGCAGUGCAGCUGGCCUGGUUGGCGAAGCCGGGAAAGUGUCCAAGCAAGCCCUCCAACUUGAGGACCGUGGGGCUCAUGGCGGGUGAUACCAAGAUGUUCAUGACUGUCUUAAAAGAGGCGGUGCAGGCUGAAAUCACGAAGGGCCUGUGGGAUAUUCCGCAAUUUGCGUACCGAAAGCUGGCCAGUACAACGGAUGCCCUGCUCAGGGGAAGCCUCCAUUGUAUACAGGUGCGAGCUCUGGCAGGCCAGGUCAACACAGAUGUUACCACUCGACUGCUUACAGGGGCUCUUCCUGAACUUCAGGGGGGAUUGAUGAUUAGCUUGGAUUUGGCCAAGGCUUUUGAUUGCAUGCCGUUUGGAGUGAUGUAUGAGAGUUUGAGGGAGGUCGGAGUCUCCGAUGCACUGUCCAGACUCAUAGUGGAGACACACAGACAAUCCGUAUGCAUCGUGCGCCAUUGUGGUCAUAGCGAGAAAGUUCAGAUGAAGCGUGGACUUCGUCAGGGGUGUCCACUUGCUCCGAGCGUCUUCACGGCGUGGACCAUCAAGCUAUGCAGACUGCUGGGCACCGAGUGGUGUAGAGAACAUACGAGUCUGUUUGCAGAUCAGUGGGAGCUCAUUCGCUCGAACCGUGAUGCGAAAUGCUUGAAAUGUCAGCGAGCCGAAAACCCGAAGGGUCCCGUGAAGCGAGGCAUCAACGAAAAGGCCGUCUGGGCCAACAGC